AUGCCAGAUCUCCUCUCUGAUACCAUCAUGCAAUUUACAUGGGCUAUCUCGCUGACCAGAAAUUCCAGUACAAAAAUACCUUGCAACAAAAUCUCGCCACAGACCACUUGGACUCAAGAAAUCCCAACUGGGCACUUUUCUGGAAAUAACUGGUAUCCUCGGUUCUGUGCAGUACCUCAACUAGAGUACGCAAAAUGCUUUCAAAAUAAACAGGUACUUAUUUUGGGUGAUUCCAAUGGACGAAGUCAUUACUAUAACAUUGUGAAGCAUUCCAAAUGUACAGAGGUCGUGAAAGCUGUAACGAAACGUUGGCACAAACCUCUACUGUGCGCUCACAAAACAAACAACUUUACCUUAAGCUGGAGCCCCCAUACCAACCCCUUCAUGAAUGGAGUAACCCUUGAUGAAAUACCAUCACACGGACAUUACCUCAUUAUUCUAAAUCAUUUUUACCAUCUGACUGUCUCGCACAUCAGCGUUUCUGAUUUCUUAUUUCGCAACAUCAAAGAUGCACUGGUCCGUCUAUUUCAACGCAACCCAAAUGUACAAGUCGUUUUACAGGGUCCACAUAUAGCCUGGUUCGGCUGGCCUGAACAUUAUGCGGCUGGAGACAUGUUGGGAACACAUAUCAUGGAUUUGCAACAAGAAAUAUUCCAAGAUGUUAAAGAUAAAAUGCUGUUUAUCUCCCAUUGGGACAUGACUAUGGCCAAAGAAAACUACGAUUACCACCCAGGCACCAACGGAAAAGUUUUUGAUCUCAUCGUUGGGCUGACAUGCGGGAGAUAA
Molecule: messenger RNA, 786 nt
Organism: Candidula unifasciata
Lineage: Eukaryota; Metazoa; Mollusca; Gastropoda; Stylommatophora; Geomitridae
Source: the annotation of a GenBank genome assembly